This is a messenger RNA of Thermothelomyces thermophilus ATCC 42464, 1056 nucleotides long. RefSeq lists its product as uncharacterized. The record is from RefSeq and is a predicted model, not a curated record. The coding region runs from base 1 to 1056 and encodes 351 amino acids. The transcript has 3 exons. NCBI's taxonomy places the organism in Eukaryota, Fungi, Ascomycota, Sordariomycetes, Sordariales, Chaetomiaceae.
AUGGUCCUUCAGUCCCCAGAGGCGGCGUUCAUAAUUCUAUCUGCGCUCUCGCCCUCCCUUGGAGACCACCUUGCGCUGGCGGGCAAGCUCCGGGCGCGGAUCGCAUCCAGCAGAGGCGCGAAAUGGGCUCUGGGCAUCAUCGUCUUCGCCCUGCUGUUCGUCGUGAUGGACCCCUGGAUGGUCCUCACCGGCCGAGACACCGCAGGAACCCCAUAUAGCCUGCUCGGGGUCACGCCUGUCUGGUUUGACGACGAGAUCACUCACGCAUACCACGCCGUCAUCGCCCGCAUAGCGCUGCUGGGCCCGCAGGUCGGCGGGAUCCCCGGUCUCGUCGUCGACCCGCUCCGGGCGUACCAUGAUGCCUACCUCACCCUGAUCGAUCCGCUCCGGCGGUGCGUCUACCACCGGGACACUGGCAUCCCGGACUGGUACGGCGUUCCGGCCACGUGCUGGGGCAGUCUCGCCGUCAACAGGCUGCGGGCCGCCCAGCGGCUCGUCCGCGCGCGGCUGGGCGGCGAUGAUCCGCUUCCGCACGCGACCGCGGCGUUGCGGCUGCUCAAGGCGAGGUUUCGGUUUGCCGCCGGCGGCGCCGCGGCGGCAGUCGAAGCGGCCCCGAAACACCCGGCGACGACGGCAGGACAGACUCUCUUGGCUUGGCAGCAGGCCGUCCUCUCGAGCGCUUGGGGGGAAUGUCUGCGGUGGCUCGGGAUUACCAAGCGGGCCGCGGCUCUAACUCUGUCCCUGUUUCGGUUGUCCUGGAAGUACCGGAACUGGCUCCGCCCAUUCCUUCCAGUACUCCUCAAGGCCAGCCAACUCGAAGAGUGGGCUGCUUCGCACCCGGCACGGGUUAUUAUGACCUCCGCUGUCGUCGCUCUCGCCCUUGUCUCGGGAACUGUCAUCUGCUACGUCUCGCCUGACAGAUUCGAGAGAUACAGGAUAAGAAAACAGAGAGCAGGCGGUGGCAAACGCCAGCAGAACGUUGAGCACGAAAGUCCUCAAUCUCUGAGAGCAGUAUUAUCACGAGUAAUUGUGAUUCUCGACGGCCGGAAUUAUUAA